Messenger RNA from Staurois parvus, 411 nucleotides. NCBI's taxonomy places the organism in Eukaryota, Metazoa, Chordata, Amphibia, Anura, Ranidae. The record is from the annotation of a GenBank genome assembly.
AUGCAGACUGCUUCUACAAACAUUUGUGAAAGAAUGGGUUGCUCUUAGGAGCACAGCAAAUUCAAACAUGGUACCUAGAUAGUCCAGCCGUGAAAUUUCCUUGCUACUAAAUAUUCCAUGUUCAGUUGUUAAUGGUAUUAUAACAAAGUGGAAACAACUGGGAAAAACAGCACCUCAUAAAAUUACAGAGUGGGGUCAGCGCAUGCUGAAGCCCACAGUGCACAGAAGUCACCAACUGUCUGCAGAGUCAAUAGCUAAAGACCUCCAAACUUCAUGUGGCCUUCAGAUUAGCACAACAGUGUGUAGAGAGCUUCAUGGAAUGGCUUUCCAUGUAAUUCAAGCCUUACAUCACCAAGUGCAAUGCAAAGCGUCAGAUGCAGUGGAGUAAAGCACACCACCACUGGACUCUAG